This is a messenger RNA of Hyaena hyaena (striped hyena), 1458 nucleotides long. It is a transcript of the gene JDP2, whose product is annotated as Jun dimerization protein 2. Gene Ontology annotation, biological process: regulation of transcription by RNA polymerase II. The transcript is spliced from 4 exons. Gene Ontology annotation, cellular component: nucleus. The record is from RefSeq and is a predicted model, not a curated record. Gene Ontology annotation, molecular function: RNA polymerase II cis-regulatory region sequence-specific DNA binding; DNA-binding transcription factor activity, RNA polymerase II-specific. Lineage: Eukaryota; Metazoa; Chordata; Mammalia; Carnivora; Hyaenidae. Bases 269 to 760 code for a protein of 163 amino acids.
CACACUCACACACACAUACUUACCUUUAGCUCCGAUUUGCCUCAUUUCAUAUUCAGGGUGUCUUAACAAGUAUGCAGAAUGGGAUGUGUGAUUUGAGGGGAGGCACCGUGCAAGACCAAAAAUAGCUCCCUCUUGAACAGGUGCGAAGGUGCUUGAAAUCUCACCGUUAUAAUCCAUUUUCUUUGGAGGCAGCGUGUUGCAGUUUCAAUCCCAACUACUCCAGUUUUCAUUGUGUACCGUCUUGAGCUGGGCUGCCGCUCCUCCUGCUAUGAUGCCUGGGCAGAUUCCAGACCCUUCCGUGACUGCGGGCUCUCUGCCAGGGCUCGGCCCCCUGACCGGACUCCCCAGCUCGGCCCUGACUGCGGAGGAGCUGAAAUACGCAGACAUCCGCAACAUUGGGGCCAUGAUCGCCCCCUUGCACUUCCUGGAGGUGAAACUGGGCAAGAGGCCCCAGCCCGUGAAAAGUGAGCUAGAUGAAGAAGAGGAGCGAAGGAAAAGGCGCCGGGAGAAGAACAAAGUGGCGGCAGCCCGAUGCCGGAACAAGAAGAAGGAGCGGACGGAGUUUCUGCAGCGGGAAUCUGAGCGACUGGAGCUCAUGAAUGCGGAGCUGAAGACCCAGAUUGAGGAGCUGAAGCAAGAGCGACAGCAGCUCAUUCUGAUGCUGAACCGGCAUCGCCCCACCUGCAUCGUCCGGACGGACAGCGUCAAGACCCCGGAAUCGGAAGGCAACCCGCUGUUGGAGCAGCUGGAGAAGAAGUGACCAUGGGCUGGGAGAAGGAAGAGGAGGAGGAGGAGGAGGAGGAGGAGGAUUUGGGAAGAGGGGGGAGGACGAGGGGUCCCAGAGGGCCCUUCCUUGCUGCACGACAAACUUUACAAUGAGGCUCAGCACAGCCAGUGCUGGCCGGGCUUUUUUGUGAAACUCCAAUCAGCCGCACAAGGGGAAGAAGGGGCUGACGAAACCUAGAAGGACCAAGCGCUGAGACCAAAGUAGACCCUCGGGUGGGGCUGUCCUGCCUGGGGCCCGGCUUGAAGGAGGCAGGACAGAGGCCCCCGGCUGGAGGGACGCCCAACCGAAUGGCCUGUCCACCAGGGCACCCACCGAGGGACCUCGGAGCAGCCAGGAAAAGCCAUGAGUUGCAAACCAAGUGCAGCUGGGGAUGGAACUGAGCGGAACUACGGCCUGCCUGUCCCCAGCCCUGUCCACCGCCCCUGAUGCGGGGCCCAGCCAUACCGCCCACCUGGGUCCAGCGCGCCCCGCCCGGGAGCGGCAGCCGGGGCGCACCCUCGCCGGCCCCGCUGGAGUCUGCUGUGGGCACGAGGCGCGGGCGCCCUUCCAAAGCACAUACUCACCGAAUGUUUACAGACUGGCUGUCCAGGCAGGGCUUUUCAACUGCACAUGUUUUUUAUACUUUCUUUUUUUUUUUUUUUUAAUAUUUUUUACAAAAAAAAAAGAUUUUA